AUGGUUGACUAUGGAAUUAGCUCUAUGAGUAUAGAUACCCUGGGACAAGAGAUUUCUGUAGCACCUCAAGAGAUUGUGUCAUGUUACCAAAAGACAGGCCAUCAUUGUGAAGCUCUAUCACACCUGGAAGAAGAAUGUGGCAGCAUGUUCUACAUGGUACUGAAUCUGAUGGAAAAAAAAGAGGUAAGAUUCCAAUGUUGUUUUAAAGGCUUCCAAGUUGCAGCAGAAAAACAAAGUGAUACUGUCUCUGUUCAUUAUGAUGGAAGUGAGUAUAAGCUGUCCCAUGGAUCCGUGGUCAUUGCUGCAGUUAUCAGUUGUACCAAUAAUUGCAAUCCAUCUGUGAUGCUUGCUGCAGGUCUUUUAGCUAAAAAGGCUGUUGAAACUGGUCUACGAGUUAAACCUUAUAUAAGAACAAAUUUGUCUCCAGGCAGUGGGAUGGUUACACAUUACCUCAGUUCAAGUGGAGUGUUACCCUAUCUUAGCAAGCUAGGGUUCGAAAUAGUUGGCUAUGGAUGUUCAACAUGUGUAGGAAAUACAGCACCUUUAUCAGAAGCAGUUCUGAAUGCAGUAAAACAGGGUGAUUUGGUUACCUGUGGAGUUUUAUCUGGAAACAAACAUUUCGAAGGCCGUCUUUGUGAUUGUGUCCGUGCCAAUUAUCUUGCCUCUCCACCCUUAGUGGUGGCUUAUGCCAUAGCAGGCACAGUGAAUAUAGACUUCCAGACAGAGCCUUUAGGUACUGACUCUACGGGAAAGGAAAUUUUCCUGCAUGACAUUUGGCCUAGCCGAGAAGAAGUUCAUCAGAUAGAAGAAGAACAUGUUAUAUUGUCCAUGUUUAAAGCACUAAAACAGAAAGUAGAGAUGGGAAAUAAACGGUGGAAUUCCUUAGAAGCUCCUGACUCAGUGCUGUUUCCGUGGGAUGUGAAGUCUACUUACAUCAGAUGCCCUUCAUUUUUUGAUAAACUUACCAAAGAGCCAGCUGCAUUCCAGCCUAUUGAAAAUGACCAUGUCCUAUUGCAUUUGGGAGACUCUGUCACUACAGAUCAUAUAUCACCUGCUGGAAGUAUUGCCAGGAGUAGUGCUGCUGCUAAGUAUUUGACAAACAGAGGCCUUACUCCGCGAGAGUUCAACUCUUAUGGAGCCCGAAGAGGUAAUGAUGCUGUGAUGACAAGAGGCACAUUUGCAAACAUCAAGCUUUUUAAUAAGUUUAUUGGGAAGCCAGCUCCCAAAACAAUUCAUUUUCCAUCGGGACAGACGCUCGAUGUAUUUGAAGCUGCAGAACUGUACCAGAAAGAAGGUAUCCCACUGAUAAUUUUAGCAGGAAAAAAAUAUGGUUCAGGAAAUUCAAGAUAUUGGGCUGCCAAAGGACCCUAUUUGCUGGGUGUAAAGGCUGUUUUGGCUGAAAGCUAUGAAAAAAUACACAAAGAUCAUUUGAUUGGAAUUGGUAUAGCGCCUCUUGAGUUCCUCCCAGGAGAAAGUGCAGAUUCCUUGGGCCUCUCUGGUAGAGAAGUAUUUUCUCUAUCAUUUCCUGAAGAACUAUUUCCUGGAAUUACAUUAAAUAUAAAGACAAGUACUGGAAAAGAGUUCAGCGUGUUUGCAUCAUUUGAAAAUGAUGUGGAGAUAACUUUGUAUAAACAUGGAGGCUUAUUAAACUUUGUGGCCCGAAAAUUCUUAUAGUAUCUACUCA
This is a messenger RNA of Arvicanthis niloticus (Nile rat), 1684 nucleotides long. NCBI's taxonomy places the organism in Eukaryota, Metazoa, Chordata, Mammalia, Rodentia, Muridae. The record is from RefSeq and is a predicted model, not a curated record.